UCCACACCCUCGUUUUCAUCGUACUUUUAAACCCCUUUUUAGCCUUUCUCAUCUUUGACGCAUCGUCAAAUACACUCUCAUAGAUUCCCAAAACCCAGCCUUCCCCAAAACCCUAAAUUUUUAUUUCUCUCUAAUGGCUCCGAAACGCCCAUCUCAUCUGGACGAUCCACCAGCUGCUUCGUCUUCUGAAGAAGAAGAAACUUCCUCUGAAGAUGAAGAAGACGAAGAAGAAGAUGAAGAAGGAGAAAGUUCAUCUGAAGAAGAAGAACACCAAGCUGAAGCAGCUAAAAUUGAUUCGUUACCAUCCACUCCAGUGAAACCCCAACCCAAAAAACCUGACCCUCCGGCUCCAAUCUCAAAUUCCAAGCCCCAAACCCACUCUUCUUCGUCCGGGUCGGAAUCCGAGUCCGAAACCGAAUCCGGAUCCACACCCGACCCGAAUGUCAAACCCUUAGCCUCCAAACCCAUGGAGCCCGACCCGACUCCGGUGAAGGCCACGAAACCCAGAUCCAAGCCUUCCUCCACGAGAUCCUCCGCCACCACCAAGAAGCGUCCGAACGGCGAAGCCGAAGCCACGCCGUCGAAGCGGGUCAAGAAGAAGGACCCGGAACCGAAGUCCCAAGACGUCGUCGUUUCGCCCUCGGAGGACUCGAAGAAAGGCGGCGGCGACGAGAAGAAGCUAUUCCAGAGGCUGUGGAGCGACGAGAACGAAAUCGAAUUGCUGAAAGGGAUGUUGGACUACACCGCCUUGCGCGGCGCGGAUCCCGCCGCAGAUGCCGCCGCGUUUUUCGAGUUCGUUAAGAAGAGCCUCCACGUGGAGGUCACGAAGGCCCAGCUGGUGGACAAGAUGAAGAGGUUAAGGAAGAAGUACAACAACAAUGCCGGACGAGGAAAGAAAGGCAAAGACCCGACCUUUUCGAAACCCCACGAGCAAAAGACUUACGAGUUGUCGAAGAAGAUUUGGGGCUCCGUUGAAGCUGCUACUGAGACUGAGAAAGCUAAGGACAUCAACAAUGGGAAAGCUAAAGCUAAGGACAACAAAAAUGGGAAAGCUAAGGCUAAGGACAACAGCAACAACAACAAUAAUAAGAAUCAGAAAGGUAACAGUUUGAUUAGGAGUUUGAAGGAGGAAUUGACGGAGUCGUCUCCGGUUUUGUACAAGUAUGGUGAGAAGAUGGAGAUUGAUGGGGAUUCGGGGAGCUGUUUGAAUGGGAUGUUAAGGUUUGAUAAGAAUGUGUGGUUGGAUGAGAGGGUCAUAAAGCGUGGGCUCAAAUUGAUUGAUGAAGAGAAGAAGGUGGAAUUGGAGGAGAGGUGGAAGGAGGUGGAGCUGGCUGAAUUGGAAGUGUUUGUGAAGCGGACCGAGUUGAUUAAGGACCAGGCCAGGUUGAUACUCGAGGCAUACAAGGACCACUGAGGUAAAGUUGUGGUUCUUUAUGGGGGAUAAUCAUUGAUUUGGGAAGUUUGUAAUAUUUUGAUUCUAGUCUCUUGCAUUUUUUUUUCACUUUUCAUGUUAAUAAUGUUGUUUGCUUAAAUGGUACUUAGCUAUAGAGAAAUGGGAUAGUUGGUCCUAUAAUUACUGCUGUUGGGUUAUGCCCAUACUUGUAAGCUUGAUAAGGCGGCUCCUCUUCUUGUAGUUUGACAUGAUGUUGCUCAAUUCUCAAAAAUUGUGGGUGUGGUUUCCUUU
Messenger RNA from Quercus robur (English oak), 1684 nucleotides. RefSeq names its product probable transcription factor At1g61730. The coding region runs from base 134 to 1414 and encodes 426 amino acids. Gene Ontology annotation, cellular component: nucleus. The record is from RefSeq and is a predicted model, not a curated record. The transcript has a single exon. NCBI's taxonomy places the organism in Eukaryota, Viridiplantae, Streptophyta, Magnoliopsida, Fagales, Fagaceae. Gene Ontology annotation, biological process: regulation of DNA-templated transcription.